This is a messenger RNA of Odontomachus brunneus, 941 nucleotides long. RefSeq names its product ejaculatory bulb-specific protein 3-like. The coding region runs from base 170 to 565 and encodes 131 amino acids. NCBI's taxonomy places the organism in Eukaryota, Metazoa, Arthropoda, Insecta, Hymenoptera, Formicidae. The record is from RefSeq and is a predicted model, not a curated record. The transcript has 3 exons.
GUGAAGGUGUCGAUCGAUGAAGUGGGCUUCGCAGAAUGAAUCGGUACCAUUCCCACCUCGAUACCGCGCGAUCAAGAUGCUAUUACGUCAAUUCACACGUAUAUAAGGACAGGUGCCGCGGCUUAAAUCUGCACAAUUGCAUCCGGUUGUGAAUAAUACGCGCUUAGCCAUGAAGUUUGCAUUAGUGUGCCUGCUCGCCUUCGUUGCUGUCGCCUAUGUAUACGCACGACCGGAGGAGUACACGAAUAAAUAUGACAACAUAGACAUAGAUCAAAUUCUGAACAACGAUCGAUUGCUGAAACGUUAUGCCGACUGCCUACUGGAAAGAGGCUCUGCCAGGUGCCCCCCUGAAGCCGUUGAAUUAAAAAGGGUCUUAAAAGAGGCGUUAGAGACCCAAUGUGAAAAGUGCAACGAUCAUCAGAAGGAGGUCGUAAAGAAAGUAGUAAAAUUCUUAUCCGAGAAGAAGCAGGAUAUCUGGCGUGAUCUAAAGGCUAAAUACGAUCCGGAGGGGAAAUACUCGGUGAAUUAUGAAGAAAUGGCUCGCAAAGAAGGCAUCCAGCUUUGAUUGGCGCCGAGGGAAAACAAGAAUAGUGUCGUAACAUAACUAUUAAACCCUUGUCUUAUUGCGCUUCUAUAAUCAACGAAAUUAAUAUGUAACGCGCAUAUGCAAAUAAAGUAUCGUCCGUAACGCAUGCGUCAUGAUGUAUAUAUGUAUUCUAAACGCGUUUAACGCCGAUUGUAUCCUGCAUUAUCGCGAUCGAUCGCUUAUUCUGCGCGAGAUCACCGAGAUAUUUUUUCUCACUAAUUAAUGUUUAUCUCGAUUAUGCAGAUGUGGCUACAGCUCCAAUGUAAAAACAGUUGUUUGUCAAAUGGAAGAUUUCCAUGUGUAAUAUCGUAGCAAAAACUGUAACUGCUCCAGAAAUAUUAUCUGUUACUUUGAA